AAUGUGUGUAUAAAACUACCUACGGUUUCAGAACUUUACACAACGUGAUGUAAUUCUUAAACACAAGAAGAAGCACUUCUGUCUGUAUAAAGAUACAUAUUGUAUUAAUUAGGAUUCUUUUGAUUGUAACAGAAACUAAACUCACACAAGCUUAAGAAAAAAAAUGAAUAGGUGGUAAUUUGUGGUUUGGUAAUUGGGAAACCGAGUCAGAAUUAGAUCCAGGAGGUCAGAGAUGUCAUCAGCACUCUUUGUUCCCCAUUUCCUCAGCUCUGCUUAACUUCUUAUUUUCUCUCCACUCAGAUGCAAGUUAGCACCUGCAGGCUCAAGCUGCCAUGGUUCUUAUAGGCCUCUGUCUAGAAAAUGAGGUGUAUCUUUCCUUAUAGCACCAAAAAAAUCUCAGGGAGUAUGUUGAUUAGUGUGACUUGGGCCACAUUUCUCUCUCUGAACAAUUACUGUGACCAGGUGGAUGAAGUAUCCAGACCAGGCCCUGGUCAUAAGCUCACCCUGGGAAGACAGGGUCUACCCUAAAGAGGAAUCUAGACUAAGUUGAAUUAAUGUGCAGUGGGGGAAGAUGAAGUUCUCCAAAGGAAAUGCUUUCUAAGUAGAAAAUAAAAUGUCCCCUAUAGAGCUGCGAAGAUUCAGUGCCGCCUUUGUUUGUAGCCUUCCCUCUUUGUGGCUUUUUAUCAAAAGAUGGUGCUCAGGUUCUUAUCCCCACUAAGAUACUAGUAAUUGCUGCCCUUUUUUGGUGGUGAGGGUAUGGGGUAGUAAGAGAUUAGAAAUAAAGAUCUUACAGUUCUGCCUGUUCCAAAAGCUCAGGAGAAGAAGAGAAAAAGCCCAAUCGUUUUGGAGUUGGGAAGAGGCUAGAACAUGGCUUCUGAUUCUGUGACCUUGAGCUUCAUAGAGGAACCGAAAGACUCCUCUAUAAAAAGGUGGAGUGGUUCUAAAUUUCUGGCAGCCAGUGGGAACAGAGGAGCAGCGGAUUCAGCCCAAAGAGGCUCAAGGCUGAGCCAUGGGAGGGGCCAGCGAAGGGGGCGGGAACUGAACCCCGGAGGACUUGACCACAGUGUGCAGUGUGCGGCGCCGGCUGCUCAGAGCGGAGCCAUGAGCUGGACCUGCCCACGUUGCCAGCAACCCGUUUUCUUUGCAGAGAAGGUGAGCUCCCUGGGCAAGAACUGGCACCCAUUCUGUCUGAAAUGUGAGCACUGCCACAGCGUCCUGUCCCCAGGAGGGCAUGCAGAGCACAACGGAAGGCCGUAUUGCCACAAGCCAUGCUAUGGGGCUCUCUUUGGACCCAGGGGGGUGAACAUUGGUGGUGUGGGCUCCUACCUCUACAAUUGCCCCACCCCCACCCCUGCCAGCGCUACUCCUCUUAGCCCCAGCAGCUUCAGCCCCCCCAGGCCCAGGACUGGCCUCCCCCAGGGCAAGAAAAGCCCUCCCCACACGAAGACGUUCACUGGGGAGACCUCGCUGUGCCCUGGCUGUAAGGAACCCGUCUAUUUCGCUGAGAAGGUGAUGUCUUUGGGCAGAAAUUGGCACCGACCCUGUCUGAGGUGCCAGCGGUGCCGGAAGACCCUGACUGCUGGGAGUCACGCUGAGCAUGACGGCGUCCCCUACUGCCACAUCCCCUGCUAUGGCUACCUGUUUGGCCCCAAAGGUGUGAACAUUGGUGAUGUGGGCUGCUACAUCUAUGACCCCGUGGAGAUCAAAUGAGAUGCUCAUAGCAGAGGUCACCCUAACUCAGGCCUCCCAUCAUCCUCUCCAUGGUCCAAUGGAAGCUACAGAAUUCUCUAGUCCCACGAGGGUGGGAGAAGGUGUGAUUCUGGCAGCCUGGGCCUAGGCUCCAUGGUAGACCAGAGUCUACACUUUCUCUGCCAACUCCUCCCUUUCCCAUUCCUAUCUGGUCAGGCAACAUAGGCCACCCCAUUUGAAGGUUAGUGUCUUGGUCUUCCCAAUCCCUUGACCCAGCAAAUUCUGUAACUUCAAGGUACUCAAAAAACUUGUGUUUA
This is a messenger RNA of Globicephala melas (long-finned pilot whale), 2006 nucleotides long. RefSeq names its product cysteine rich protein 3 (gene CRIP3). Lineage: Eukaryota; Metazoa; Chordata; Mammalia; Artiodactyla; Delphinidae. The record is from RefSeq and is a predicted model, not a curated record.